AUAAACCCCGGGCUGCUUGAACCCUCGCCUCGUCCUUGACUUCAGCAGGAAGUAAAGAUGGCGUCUGCUGCGGUCAGAAGUCUGAGCUCCAGACUGAGUCAGAACCUCCGAGAGAUCCGUGUACACCUCUGCCAGACCUCCGCGGCCAGCAAGGGGGCCAGAGACUUUGUGGAGCAGCACUAUGUGACGCUGAAGAAGGUCAACCCAGAAUUCCCCAUCCUGAUCCGAGAGUGUUCGGGAGUCCAGGCCCGAGUCUGGGCCAGAUACGAUUUCGGAAAAGAGAGCAGCAUCUCCGUGGACAACAUGUCAGCUGAUCAGGUGGCCUCAGCUCUGCACACGCUGGUCCAGCCUAAACCCUAGUACCCCCUCCCCCCCUCUUGACUGAAGUGGUUCAGUCCAGGACUCCUCUGUAAAUGUGUUAAUCUGAAUAAAUGUUAAUUAUUUAA
This is a messenger RNA of Platichthys flesus (European flounder), 446 nucleotides long. RefSeq names its product NADH:ubiquinone oxidoreductase subunit A2 (gene ndufa2). The coding region runs from base 58 to 360 and encodes 100 amino acids. Lineage: Eukaryota; Metazoa; Chordata; Actinopteri; Pleuronectiformes; Pleuronectidae. The record is from RefSeq and is a predicted model, not a curated record. The transcript has 3 exons.